UCCAAUCCCGUCCAAAUCCCGAAUCUCAAAGCCAUCAUCCUCACCCUUCCCUUCCAUUCAUAUCCCAUUCAAACCCUCAAACCUCUCUCUCUCUCUCUCCAUCGAGAUAUCAUCGAGAGAUCGAAGCGAGAAAAGGUUCCAAAAAUCCGAUCUCACUUCGACGACGACGACGAAGAAGAAGAGAUCGGAUUCAUGGGAACCGAGCUCCUCCACCCCCACCACUACCUCUCUCCAAAUCCCAGGCCAAGAUCGGACCCGGAGAAGCGAAGAUGCUGUGCCGGCGCUAGUGGAUCCUCUCGCCCCCUUUUUAUUGGAAACGUCACCAUCCUCAAGCGCGGCGGUGGCGGUGGCGGCGGCGGAUCCCUCGAUGAGAAAGCCAAGGCCACCGAUGAGUACGCCGGAUCGGCCUUUGCGAUGUCGCCGUCGCCGAGAUCGCUGCCGCUGCCGAGGUUUUGCCGGAAAGAUGCGUUCGUGGAUCUCUCCGCGACUCGAGGUUUGAGACGUCUUCUUCGACUCGAUUGAUUCGUUGAUUGAUUGAAAAUAUUUAUUUGGGAUUAUCAAUGAGGAAUAAUGAUUAAAAAAAUUAUGGAUUAAAUUA
Molecule: messenger RNA, 598 nt
Organism: Dioscorea cayenensis subsp. rotundata (Guinea yam)
Lineage: Eukaryota; Viridiplantae; Streptophyta; Magnoliopsida; Dioscoreales; Dioscoreaceae
Exons: 1
Coding region: 193-522 (109 amino acids)
Source: RefSeq, a predicted model, not a curated record